Molecule: messenger RNA, 1502 nt
Organism: Theobroma umbraticum
Lineage: Eukaryota; Viridiplantae; Streptophyta; Magnoliopsida; Malvales; Malvaceae
Product: Ubiquitin system component Cue protein
Molecular function (GO): ubiquitin binding
Source: RefSeq, a predicted model, not a curated record
UUUACGUGCUAAGCCAAGAAAAUUAAAAAAGAUGGCAAUAAACAUGAGAAGAGAAACCUAAAGCUAAACCCUUCUGGGAACAGGCGGACUGCGACAACUAUAAAUUGAAAAACACUGAUGAGAAGUUUUUCUGUCUUCCUAAGACACUGAGAAGCUGACAUUGAGCGCAAACUAUCUUCCAGAAAAUGUCUCACAGACGUACUCACACCAACAGGCAAGAAGGCGACAGCCGAAGUAAUUUCCCCAAAACCCAAAAGAAAUUAAUCCCCAAAAGUCAAAAUCAAAACAAAAACCAAACCCCUAAUCCCACCACCUCCCUCUCGUCUUCCCUCAGGCAAUCUCUUCCCAAGCAACGAGAUGCUCCGCCAUCCGGCAGUCCCGCCGCACCCUCGGGCUCUGCCAGUAUCCGUGUUCGGAUGGGAGAAAACGGAGAUUGGGUACCUAACAGAGGGACUCCAUCAACUCACGAUGGCAAUUUCGUAAAUUAUUUGCCCCAAGAUGAGGCCGUGGCGGCCGGGCUUGGCGCCGAGGAGGGAGGAUUGGAUCCAGUUGAAUCGCAGAGAGUGGUUGAUCUCUUAAACAGAGAGUUGUCUCGCUUGCUCAAGCUCAGUCCCAGAGAAUUCUGGAAACAGGUGUCUGGAGACACUUCGUUGCAUAAAUUUCUGGACAGCUUCUUGCAAUUUAGGAGCAGGUGGUAUGAUUUUCCUCAUCGUGGUGUGAAAGGGAUCGUUGCUGGGGUUAUUGUAGGAGAGUUUGAAUUAAGCCGCCGUGUCCUCAUGGUGUUGUACAGAAUAUCUUCAAAUAGGGAUCCUGCUGCUCGAGCUGCUGAUAGUCUUAAUGCAAACGACCAUGCAGUCAUCUUGCAGGAGAAGAAGUUGCUCAACUUGCCGAAGUUGUUGGACAUUUGUGCUAUAUAUGGUCAUGAAAAUGAUGAUCUGACCAAAUUGCUGGUAAGCAUUCUUUUGUAGAAAGUGAUUGAAGACUUGAUGCUCUUUUCUAAUGGUUAAUGAAUUUAGAAUUCUUUCUACAUGUGUUGACCGUUUUAAGGCCUAUAGGUGAGCUGCUCUUAUGAAGCGUAUCUGCUUCAGUUUCUGCUGCAAGUAUCUGUGAUUAACUAAGAGACCAAAGAUCUCUUGCUGCCCUUGAAUCUUUUGCUUUCUAAGCUUCCAUUAUUGUCAAAAGAAGUUGUCUAAUGGUCACAUUGCAAGUCAUAAUUGCAAUUAAUAUUUGUCAGCCACCCUGCAGAAUCAGAGUCCAAGGUCAAUUAAUAAGGCUGAGAUAAAAAUUAUUUUCCACAGUUUCUAAAUUAAAUGGUCCACACAAAGCUAAAUUGUUAAUAGGCCUUGGACUUUUUUACCUUAACUACAAUCUAGGUAGAUCUUUCAAAUGUUCCACGUCUAUACCCUUUUAGGUCAUAGCAGUUUGUGUGCCUCAUAGUUGAUCAUUGUGGGAGAUAUCGUCUUAUGUCUCAUGUUGACUGGAGCUCUGCUCUUUUGCUGCUC